CCAUCUGUACCUCUGCUUACAAGGAUCUUCCUCAGCUGUUGCCUGCUUACGAGAUGGAGAUCAAAAACUCACCAUCAAGCCUUGGUUCGCCGGCUUCCUACAGCUGUAGCCAGUCCAUCCUCACCCUGGAGCACGGCCCCCUCUAUAUCCCUUCUUCCUACGUGGAGAGCCGCCACGAAUACUCAGCGAUGACCUUCUACAGUCCUGCCGUGAUGAAUUACAGUGUCCCUGGCGGCACCGGUAACCUGGAAGGAGGGCCCAUCCGACAGACCGCCAGCCCGAACGUGCUAUGGCCAACUUCUGGACACCUCUCUCCUCUAGCGACCCAUUGCCAGUCAUCGAUUCUGUACGCGGAGCCUCAGAAGAGUUCUUGGUGUGAAGCAAGAUCACUGGAACACGGCUUGCCUGUGAGCAGAGAGACACUGAAAAGGAAACUUAGUGGGAGCAGUUGUGCCAGCCCUGUUACCAGUCCAAGUGCCAAGAGGGAUGCUCACCUCUGCGCCGUGUGCAGCGAUUAUGCGUCUGGCUAUCACUACGGCGUCUGGUCGUGUGAAGGAUGCAAGGCCUUUUUUAAAAGAAGCAUUCAAGGACAUAACGAUUAUAUCUGUCCCGCCACGAAUCAGUGCACCAUAGACAAGAACCGGCGGAAAAGCUGCCAGGCCUGCCGACUUCGCAAGUGUUACGAAGUCGGAAUGGUGAAGUGCGGAUCCAGGAGAGAAAGGUGUGGGUACCGCAUAGUACGAAGACAGAGGAGCUCCAGUGAGCAGGCGCAGUGCCUGAGCAAAGCCAAGAGGAACAGCGGGCACGUACCCCGGGUGAAGGAGCUGCUGCUGAGCGCCCUGAGCCCAGAGCAGCUGGUGCUCACCCUGCUGGAGGCAGAGCCGCCCAACGUGCUCGUGAGCCGUCCCAGCAUGCCCUUCACCGAGGCCUCCAUGAUGAUGUCCCUCACCAAGCUGGCCGACAAGGAGCUCGUGUACAUGAUUGGCUGGGCCAAGAAAAUUCCCGGCUUUGUGGAGCUCAGCCUGCUGGACCAAGUCCGGCUCUUGGAAAGCUGCUGGAUGGAGGUGCUGAUGGUGGGGCUGAUGUGGCGCUCCAUCGACCACCCCGGCAAGCUCAUCUUUGCUCCAGACCUCGUUCUGGACAGGGAUGAGGGCAAGUGCGUGGAAGGCAUUCUGGAGAUCUUUGACAUGCUCCUGGCGACGACGUCAAGGUUCCGUGAGUUAAAACUCCAGCACAAAGAGUAUCUCUGUGUGAAGGCCAUGAUCCUCCUCAACUCCAGCAUGUACCCGUUGGCGACAGCAAGCCAGGAGGCGGAGAGCAGCCGGAAGCUGACACACCUGUUGAACGCAGUGACGGAUGCCCUGGUCUGGGUGAUUGCAAAGAGCGGCAUCUCCUCCCAGCAGCAGUCGGUUCGACUGGCCAACCUCCUGAUGCUUCUUUCCCACGUCAGGCACAUCAGUAACAAGGGCAUGGAACACCUGCUCAGCAUGAAGUGCAAAAAUGUGGUCCCCGUGUAUGACCUGCUGUUGGAGAUGCUGAAUGCGCACACGCUUCGAGGGUACAGGUCCUCCGCCUCGGGGUCCGAGUGCAGCCCAGCAGAGGACAGUAAGAGCAAAGAGGGCUUCCAGAACCCACAGUCUCAGUGA
This is a messenger RNA of Psammomys obesus (fat sand rat), 1646 nucleotides long. It is a transcript of the gene Esr2, whose product is annotated as estrogen receptor 2. Gene Ontology annotation, molecular function: sequence-specific DNA binding; steroid binding; nuclear receptor activity. The transcript is spliced from 8 exons. Gene Ontology annotation, biological process: cellular response to estradiol stimulus; regulation of DNA-templated transcription; estrogen receptor signaling pathway. The coding region runs from base 54 to 1646 and encodes 530 amino acids. Gene Ontology annotation, cellular component: nucleus. NCBI's taxonomy places the organism in Eukaryota, Metazoa, Chordata, Mammalia, Rodentia, Muridae. The record is from RefSeq and is a predicted model, not a curated record.